This is a messenger RNA of Hydra vulgaris (swiftwater hydra), 1089 nucleotides long. Its product is annotated as serine/arginine-rich splicing factor 5. NCBI's taxonomy places the organism in Eukaryota, Metazoa, Cnidaria, Hydrozoa, Anthoathecata, Hydridae. Gene Ontology annotation, cellular component: nucleus; cytoplasm. The record is from RefSeq and is a predicted model, not a curated record. Gene Ontology annotation, molecular function: mRNA binding.
UGUAAGCGCAUUAAUCAUAUUUUCCUUCACCUUCGUCAGCCCAUUCUCGCCUCAUUCUUUCUUUAUAUCGCCGUGUUAUUUUUCAAGAAUAUUUAACUUAAUCUUCCUUACAAUGAGUAGAUAUAAGUUAUUCAUUGGGCAUCUCUCUCCUGAUGCUCGUACCAGAGAUCUAGAAAGAUUUUUCAAGGAUCAUGGCUUCUCGAAAACUAUUCAAGAAGUUGUAGUAAAAACUGGUUAUGGGUUUGUGGUUUUUGAUGAUCGUAGAGAUGCAGAUGAUGCUAUUUAUGAAUUAAACGGCAAAGAAUUAAUGGGAGCAAGACUUCAAGUUGAAUAUGCUAAACCUUCAGGUCGUUCUGAUAAGUAUGACGGUGGUUAUAGAGAUAGAGAAAGAGAAAGAAGUCGAGAUAGGGGAGGCUUUAGUUCAAGAUAUGGUCGACCAUAUAACACAGAUUUUCGUCUGGUCAUAGAAAAUGUAUCAACAAGGUGUAGUUGGCAGGAUAUUAAAGAUUACUUCAGACAAGCUGGAGAAGUUACUUUUGCAAAGUGUCAUCGAGAAAAAAUGGGUGAAGGAGUCGUUGAAUUUGCGUCUAGCAGCGAUAUGAAAAAUGCAUUGCGAAAACUUGAUGGCUCCGAGCUUUUUGGAAAAAGAAUUAAACUAAUUAGUACUUAUCGUGGACAAUCGGAAUCACGGUCUCGAAGUCGAAGUCGUUCACCAAAGAAGCGCACUCGCUCGCCAGCUUCACGAUCACCUGUGGCACGCUCACGGUCUCGUAGUCCUCGCGGUAGAAGCAGAUCACGAAGCUUUGCCAGGCGAUCAGUUUCAAGAUCAAGAAGUCGAUCAAGAUAGUCGGAAAUUUUGGAAUUGUCCGCCUGGUUCGCCUAAAAUUAUGGACUAAAUAUUCGGCGUUAAUAAAUGGGGGAACGUUUUAAUGUAUUUUAUAUGUAAAAAUUGCUUGUUAAUCAAAUCUGCAACUUAAAAGCAUUCAAGCGAACUGAACUUUUCAUAUUUAAUCAAAAAAGGAAAUGUAUACUUAUGCUUCCGUAGAUAAAUUUGUGAUUUAAGAAAACGACAUAAACUUAUAAAAUUAA